Rhodotorula graminis WP1 is the source of this 2092-nucleotide messenger RNA. RefSeq lists its product as uncharacterized. Gene Ontology annotation, cellular component: cytoplasm. Gene Ontology annotation, molecular function: protein binding. The coding region runs from base 1 to 1992 and encodes 663 amino acids. The record is from RefSeq and is a predicted model, not a curated record. Lineage: Eukaryota; Fungi; Basidiomycota; Microbotryomycetes; Sporidiobolales; Sporidiobolaceae. The transcript is spliced from 4 exons.
AUGAACCGCCUCAAGCAGUCGAUCGCAUCGAUUCAGGCGCCGAGCCUGCCCUCGUUCGGCUCGGCCUCGCCCGACGACGACGAGCGACCGACGCGACCUCCGCUCGACGACCACCGCCUCGCGUCGCUCUCGACCCGCAAGGACGUCGCGGCCAAGCUCGCCGACACGUUCGCCCAGCACGUCCGCACCCUCGCCAAGCAGCGCACCAGCCCGCUCGCCGGCAGCGGCAACGCGACCGCCUUGCCCGCCCAGUGGGUCGGCGACGCCAUGGUCGAGGCGGCCCAGGAGAUCAGGGCAGGCGCGACGAGCUCGACCGAGGCCUCGUACGCCCACGUUCUCGCCUCAACCGGCGAGCUGUACCUCCAGUUCACCAAGCUCGCAACGUCGUACCACGAUCAGCUCAGCACGACCUACCUCGACACGCUCGAGCGCCGCACCGACGACUUCAAGGACCUCGACAAGACGGUCAAGGAGGCCGACAAGAAGCGCUCCCUCCUCGAGGCCGUCAUGACCAAGAUGGAAAAGGGCAAGAAGGACCCGGCCGAGUACGAGCGCGACCUCGAAAACGCCGAGGACGUCUACGCCGACGAGUGCAAGCGCCUCGAGCGCAAGGCCGACCGCCUCGAAGAGGCCCUCGAGGGCGACAUCGAUGCGCUCAAGCAGCUCGUCGACGUCCAGCUCGAGUUUGCGCGUGGCUACGUCGCCCUGCUCGAGGACUGCCAGUCGUCCAUCGGCGGCGUCUCGUCUUCUUCUGCACCUCGCGCACGCUCCUCGACUCUCCAAGCUCCGCCCUCCUCGAACCGCAUGGCGCGCUCGCAGUCCGAGUCGUCCGUCCUCUCGGCGCCGACGCCCGCCUCCUCGAGCACGUCGGGCAUGUUCUCGAUGCUCGGCCCGAACCGCUCGCGCCGCAGCACCGUGUCGUCGCAGACGAGCGACGGCGCGGCGGUCUCGGCAUCCGGCGCGGCCGGCGAGGCGGCCAAGAACCGCAGCCGCAGCGGGAGCAUGCUCGAGCGGUUCGCGCUCGGCAAGAACAAGAAGAAGGACGUGUCGCCUGCCGAGACGCCGACGGCCGAGGAGCCGGACGACGAGCCGGCGGCACCGCACCGCAGCAGCGGCGCGAGCGGCGCGAGCUCGCCAACCCGGAGCCGCAACGCGCCGUCGAUGCCCAGCAUCGGCUCGUUCAAGAAGCUGUCGCUGUCGGGCGUCGGCUCGGGCAAGUACGGCUCGCUCGGCGAGGACGAUGCCGAGCCCGUCGCGACGACCUCGCCCACGAGCUCGACCGCGUCGUUCGCCUCUCGGCGCGUCCCGCCCGUGCUCCGCCGCGCCGAGACGGCGCCCGCGUCGCCCGUGCCCUCGCCGCGUCGCGCCGUGCCGCCUUUGCCGCCGUCGCGCGGCCCCGUCGGCAAGACGUUCCGUGCCCAGUGGGCGUACGUCCCGGCGGCGUCGUCGGCGGGUCACGGGACCGACGACGAGAGCGAGGACGAGCUCAAGCUCGAGAAGGGCGACAUCGUGCGCGUCGAGCACGAGCGCACGGCGGACUGGUGGGUCGGACGGAUCGUCGGCGGCGGGUCGGGCGUCGAGCGGGGCCGGGGCAGGAGGGGCAUGUUUCCGAGCGCGUACGUCGUGCCGCACGUGCUCCCUCUCGACGACGAGGAGCCGAGGGGGCAGCAGGGCGCGAGCGCGCGCGACAGCGAGCGGUGGACGACGUUCUCGUCCUCGUCGACGCGCGAGGGCAGCGAGUACCACGGCCACUCGACCGAGGACUCGGACACGGCGGAUGACGACGACGAGGAGGGCGAGCAGGGCCUGCUGGACAGGCCCGGCGCGUCGUACUCGCCGUUCGGCGACGACGACGGCGCCGCACGAGCCCCGCCUCCUCGGCGGACCGUCCCAGCGCCGUCGCUCCCGCCUCGUGGGCAGGGUAGCAGCCCUUUCGCGCGGGACGACGUGUCGCACGUGUGGGCGAGCGGGCAGACGAGCAGGCGGGCUUAGAGCUGGAGAACGAGAGGGGCUUGAGCGGAUUUUUCUCUUUCUCGCUGGGGCUGUACAAGGGGUCUCCUCUUCUCAUUGCAGUGCGACACGAUCGCGAUCG